UCAACGCAUGCGCAGCGUUACCGUCACUUCCUGUUGUUUCUAUGUUCACUUCCGGCCGUGGCUGGUUUGACUGAUCGGGUGCGCUUUGUCGGGCACUCAUUAUAUGGCAGGCACAGUAGCAUUCUAACAACCUACAAAUGGAAUCAGAAGCUAAAGAAGGAGAUGAAGAGAGCCUGCAAACAGCUUUCAAAAAGUUGAGAGUGGAUCCAGCUGGAUCUUCUGUUAGUGAAGGAACGGGAUUGAGAACUCCAGGCAGAGCAGCUAUUGAUGGAGGCUGGCAUCAGAUUGUCUGUUCAAGAGAGAUUUGGCACAGGGGUGCACGGAAACCCUUGAGAGGGGCAACAAGGCCACAACGUCGCAGGCGUUCCAAAUCUCCUGUCCUUCAUCCCCCAAAGUUUACAUACUGCAGCACGAAAGCAUCUUCGGUAAAUAACCAACUGAAACACAAAAGUCAGAUUGAUGCUUCAAAAAAUAAAAUUGGUCCAGAUCCUAGUGUUUCAGAAGAGCUGUACCUAAGUGGAAAGAGGUGUCCACUUUUUGACAGCAGCAACUGCAGAAAAAGCAGAGCAGGACAUCAGAAAAUGCUUACUAGUGAGCAGUCUUCAAAGAAUUUGGGAAGGGGUUGUCAUGCUUUUUCUUUGACCUUUGAAGCCAGCCUGGAUCCUAGCCAGCCUUCAGAUUUCCAGUCUCUUUCCAAGCUGAGUUAUGAGAAGCAGUGCCCAUGCAUGGACAAAGAAUGGCAAGCAAUAGAAACAUACUCCUUUUCUGGUUUGCGGAGUGUCUUGUCAGAGUGUGAAAAAGCAGUCCUGGAAGUGCGUUCGCAAUCUUUGCCAAACCGAUCACCUUCUAGUACAGGUUCGUCAGGCUCUGCCCGGUCUUGUUCUGAGCAAGCUCGAGUCUUUGUGGAUGAUGUGACUAUUGAAGAUCUUUCUGGGUACAUGGAGUAUUACCUAUAUAUUCCCAAGAAAAUGUCUCACAUGGCAGAGAUGAUGUACACUUGAGAUGAGAAUCAUGGGUUUGAAGUUCAGUGGUGGUAGUGAGAUGUUUCCUCAGUGCUGUAGAUGGAAAUGUGUCCAUUGUCAAUGCUGCGUGUUUGAUCAAACGUUUAUUUGCACCAUAUAAUGUAGUUUUUUAAAUAAAGUUAAAAAGACAAUA
Candoia aspera is the source of this 1155-nucleotide messenger RNA. RefSeq names its product oxidative stress-responsive serine-rich protein 1-like. The transcript is spliced from 4 exons. Lineage: Eukaryota; Metazoa; Chordata; Lepidosauria; Squamata; Candoiidae. The record is from RefSeq and is a predicted model, not a curated record. Bases 138 to 1001 code for a protein of 287 amino acids. Gene Ontology annotation, biological process: cellular response to hydrogen peroxide.